AUGGCUGUCACAACAGAGAACGGCACCCAGACAGCCAACGGGCCUGUUGAGCAUCACAUUCGGUACAUCCCCUUGGCCUACUUAAGCGAGGACUCGGAAGCCACCGCCCGCCGCCUCGUUCUUGCCAUUCGCCCCGACUGGGAGAGCGCCGAUUCCAACGUCGAGUUCGUGCGCUUCACAGAUGGCAUCACCAACACACUCCUCAAGGCAGUCAACAAGAAGACCGGCCUCUCCAAGGAUGAGGUAGACAAGGAGGCCAUCUUGCUCCGCGCUUACGGAAACGGCACCGACCUGAUCAUCGACCGCCACCGCGAAACCCAGAACCACGAGCUGCUCAUGCGCUACGGCCUCGCCCCCGAGCUUCUCGCCCGUUUCAAGAACGGCAUGAUGUACCGCUUCGUUCAGGGCUCCAUGACCCACCCUGAGGAUUUGCGCAAGCCCGUCAUCUACAAGGCCGUGGCCAAGAGGCUUGCCCAGUGGCAUGCCGUGGUACCUUGCAUUGCUGCCCGCACCGGUCACAGCCGCAGAAACUCCAAGAACACCGACUUCGUUGUACCAUCCGAGGCCCUUGGAGAUGCCGAGUUCCAGCAUGUCAUUGACAAUGUCGCGCCUGGAAAGCCUCCCCCGAACGUCUGGACUGUCAUGCAAAAGUGGAUCUUUGCCCUGCCAACAGAUACGGAGGCGCAAAGAGAGCGUCAAGCUGAGUUGCAGAAGGAGCUUACCAGAACUGUUGCCGAGCUGAGUCAGCGGCCAGGCUUGGGUCAGAAUGAGCUCGUGUUUGCGCACUGCGAUCUCCUCAGUGGCAACGUCAUCGUCCUUCCCAAACCCCAACAGACACCCGCCGAGAACAACGGCGUCACCGCUAAAGACACGACCACGGACGUGACCUUUAUCGAUUACGAAUACGCUACUCCCUCACCAGCCGCCUUCGAUCUUGCGAACCAUUUCGCUGAAUGGGGUGGCUUCGACUGCGACUUCAGCGUCCUUCCCACCCGCUCCCAGCGCCGCGAAUUCAUCACCGAGUACAUUCGCGCCUACUAUGCUUAUAAGAACGAGCAGAACGGCACCGCGGCCGAUUUUGACGAGGCGGCUGAGGUUGACCGUCUACUAAACGAGGUGGACGUCUUCCGGGGCUUGCCCGGAUUCUACUGGGGCAUUUGGGCGCUCAUCCAGGCGACCAUCUCCCAGAUCGACUUUGACUACGCCUCCUACGCCGAGACGAGACUGGGCGAGUACUGGGCUUGGCGCGCCGAGAUCUCGGGUGAUCGUCAGCGCGCAGGCAAGGAGAUCCCAUUGAGGGAGAAGAGGUGGGCUCAGGAAGAAUGA
Sordaria macrospora k-hell is the source of this 1326-nucleotide messenger RNA. RefSeq lists its product as uncharacterized. Gene Ontology annotation, cellular component: cytoplasm. Gene Ontology annotation, molecular function: ethanolamine kinase activity. Lineage: Eukaryota; Fungi; Ascomycota; Sordariomycetes; Sordariales; Sordariaceae. The record is from RefSeq and is a predicted model, not a curated record. Gene Ontology annotation, biological process: phosphatidylethanolamine biosynthetic process.